Fomitopsis serialis is the source of this 885-nucleotide messenger RNA. RefSeq names its product UbiA prenyltransferase family. The coding region runs from base 1 to 885 and encodes 294 amino acids. The record is from RefSeq and is a predicted model, not a curated record. Gene Ontology annotation, molecular function: 4-hydroxybenzoate polyprenyltransferase activity. The transcript has 7 exons. Gene Ontology annotation, biological process: ubiquinone biosynthetic process. NCBI's taxonomy places the organism in Eukaryota, Fungi, Basidiomycota, Agaricomycetes, Polyporales, Fomitopsidaceae. Gene Ontology annotation, cellular component: mitochondrial inner membrane.
AUGGGUAGCAUAUUACAGAUUAACGCGCAAGCACAACUUCCCACAGGGUUAGAUGUCGUCUUCUGGCCCUGCACCUGGGGUUUAAUCAUGAGUGCUUACGCUCUGCGGCUGUCUCCCCGGUCACUUGCGAUUCAGCUCGCUGCGUACUUUGUUGGUGCGACACUUCGACAUAGUGCCGCCUGUAUCUGGAACGACAUGUGCGACAUUGAGAUUGACCGGAAAGUUGGUAGGACGAAAGGUCGCCCAUUGGCCGCGGGAGAAGCAUCGCUUGGCGGUGCGGCCAUUUUACUCGCCGCCCAUUUCAUCGCGUGUCUCGUCAUUCUCUCGUAUGCCGGAGACGCAGCUUUCAAGUGGGGGCUGUUCUGCCUCUGUUUUCUGGAUCCCCUGUACCCUCUCAUGAAGCGAUGGACUGAUUGGCCUCAGCUCUGGCUCGGAUUCGCCAUGACGUGGGGCUUACCUGUUUCAUGGGUGUCAAAUUUCGGCGAGAUGAACUGGUAUAUCGUACCUGUUCUACUCGGAGGCGGUGUCUGCUGGACCAUCCACUAUGACACUAUCUACGCUUGUCAAGAUCGUCGCGACGACAUCAAAGCCGGUGUUCGGUCUACCGCAGUCCUGUUCGGAGAUUGGACCCGCCUCAUCCUCGCUUGCUUCUCCGCUUGCUUCGUUAUAUGCCUCGCAUUGGCUGCGGCAUCAAUCAUCAAGCCGCUCUUCUUCAUCACUGUGGCAGGUACCGCAUUCCACCUGGCUUGGCAACUUAUUGUCGUCGACCUGGACGAUAGCUCCGAUUGUCACAGAAUCUUCAAGGCAAAUGGCCAACUCGGUCUUCUCCUUUUUGCUGGAUGCUAUGCGACUAUGCCAUUGGUACUACGAGAUAGAAAGGCAUAA